This is a messenger RNA of Macrosteles quadrilineatus (aster leafhopper), 5205 nucleotides long. RefSeq lists its product as uncharacterized. Lineage: Eukaryota; Metazoa; Arthropoda; Insecta; Hemiptera; Cicadellidae. The transcript is spliced from 8 exons. The record is from RefSeq and is a predicted model, not a curated record. The coding region runs from base 1 to 1443 and encodes 480 amino acids.
AUGCCCGAUGUGGAGCAUACAGUCCUCACAGAGUUUUUAGUGAAUGAAACCGAGGAUAACAAAGUUUUUGAACGUGUUAAGGGUGGAGGUUACCGGUGCAAGCUGUGUAAAACAGGGGUGAAUUCCAUUGUUGAAAAAAUUACUCAUCCUUACACAGGAAGGCAUAUAGGAAAAACAAUCAAAGGAAUGUCGAUUCUCGACAAUGUUGCUUGCACCAUACAAAACGCCAUAGAGAGGUAUCCACAACCGUUGAUCGGGACGGAGUACAUAGUGGAGUAUGACGAACAAGGGGUUUUCCUGUGGUACUGUAUGUUGUGCAGAAAAGGGAUGAACAACCAAGACCAGGUCUUGUUACAUCUGGUUAGCAAGCAACAUCGCCAAUGGUACAUUAAACACCACAUGCCUGUGAAACACCAAGAACUGCUCAAGAAGACUGGCCCGGUAAAAGCAGAAGAUACAUUAAGGUUGCUGAGACAAAUCGAGGCCAAGUACCCAAAUCGAUUGCCUGCGUUUGGUUGUAUCUACAGCCUUGACCAUGUAAUUGACUCUGGGCUAACUAUCAAAGAUGUGAUUAGUCAGAAGAUCAUGGAUGGCCAACACUUUACUGUCAAUGAGAGAGGGAUGCCACAAAUGAUCUACAAAAUGCCAGUUCCUCUCUUUUCCGAGGAAGAGCAAGCUACUCCUGGGACUAGCUCCAAGAAAAAGAAGAAGAAAAGAUCACGAUCAGCCUCCUCGGAUCGAUCUCUCUCUCCAGUAGCCAGACAGAGAAGAUUGUCUCCGGAGCCAUUAGAACUGCCCGACUUGCCAACAGAACAACUCAAAGAAGCCUUAAUCUUCGAUUGGCUGGCCAGCCAACCCUCAACCAGCCAGCCCUCAACCAGCCAACCCUCAACCAGUCAACCCUCAACCAGCCAACCUUCAACCAGCCAGCCGAGAAGAAGAGCGUACGCAUUAAUGGGGCAAGUUGCCAUUACCAAAGAGUCAUUGGAACAAUUCAUUGCUGAAUGCGACGAAGACAACUGGAAAUCCCGAUCCCAGUGUGGAUGUGUCGCGGAGCUCACGCUCACUUGCCCACUGAGAGAAUUACUGGACGACGACGAAGCAUUCUACGAGGUUCGACGGGUUCUAAUCGGAGCAUGGAUGAUCAGGCUCAACAAAGACUUUGGUUGGAACAUUCAAUCGUUAGAUAUAACGAAAGACCCAAAGCUGUAUAGGUUGGUGGAAAUAAUGGAGACAGGCCGUUUUGUCCUUGACGUGUGUCGACCUCUGUGCAGGAAUUGUGUGGAGUCAACUGCGGAAUGUACCUUGGAGGAUUUCCCCCAGUACAAGGACAUACCGCCAGACGAACUGAUAGACAUAAGUAGAGGUCUGGUCAACAUGAGCAACUUGCUACAUUUCUUCUAUGUUAAUAUCCCAAAAUCCGCAUAUACACAAAGCGAGUAGAGUAGGCAGGUAACUUGAAACUUAUAACGGAGAAAUGUAACCAUAGUUAACCUGCCUGUCUACUCACCUUGUGUAAAUGUGGAUAUUACCGGAAAAUACACUAAUUUGGGUCAAGCUUGGACCUGCACUUGACUCAAAGUUGAAUCCGUACCAGUCACUAAUCAAUCAAUCAAAAUAACUAUUGUUAAUACACAUUAUGUAGGCCUACAGAAUAGCGUCAGUAAUUUUCAUCACUAAAACAACCAUAUAAAACCUAAGACUACUUUACAGAGGAUAUUGUUAUUAAUUAUAAAUAUACAUAAAUUUUCAAGAAGUUGAUAUAACACUGACGUAGCUGCCUGGUUUAUGUGGUUUUGUAGUUGGACUAAAAACACCCACUAUUAUAUCAGAGGACUGACAGUGGUGAUUACAGGCAUAGACAAAAAGAAUUAAAUAUAGACUGUCAGCCGUGCUGCGGUUACCAUGGUUACCAUAAGUUCGGGCGCACACCGCUGUAGUUUACGUAGCGCGUACGCUGUAACUACCGUGGCGAUCCCAGCGGUGUGCGCCAGAACCUAUGGUAACCGCAGCACAGCUGACGGUCUAUAUUUAAUUCUUUUUGUCUAUGUUACAGGUCACUGUUAUUGUUUCAUCUUGCAUCAUUUACUAGGCUAUAGGCUAAUGUUUAUAUAAUUUAUCUAUAUACUCAAUAAUGGCUUUAUCUGUAACCUAUGAAUAUUGUAUAAUUCAUAAGUAAUUUUUACAAAACUUGUGCUCUUGAAUAUUGUUAUUAUUGUAACAAUUUGCCUUGUAGACUAAUUGUAAGACCUAAAUAUUUUGAACAUAUAGGCUAAUAUUUGUGUAAGGAAUAUGUUUUGUACUAGUUUUAGAAUGCACAUAACAUGUUUGAAAAAUACUGGUUUUUUUCACAAGCACUCUAUUUGCAAAACAAUUUCAAACUUAUAAAAUGUGCUGGAGUUCUAUUACUAUAAACCUCUUAGACUCCAGAGUCUAAAGCCGGUUUAAGUCUAGAACUUAGCUAAAUCCCGAGCUCAGCAACCGGCCCUUAGCUGCUACAUAAUGCAUAUUAUUUUCUUGUGACCUGAUUUUAUAGUUACUCAUAGUGUUAUUUUUCCAUUGCUCUCUUUGACUUAAUUGAAUAUGUUUGAAGCAAACCCAAAGGUCAGUGCAAUUAUUUAUCUUGUUAACUUAGCAAUAAUUAAUCGAACCAUUUUCUUGGUAUUUAAACUGUUAUUAAUUAACUAUUCAUUCAUAAUGAUAAUAGAAUUUCUAUAUGUAGUGAAGAUUUAUAUUUAUACAAUAGUGCACUUUAAUGUACUCUCAGUACCUUAUAUACAAAGCAAUUGAUAGUCAAAGUAUUGAUAGUUGAAGCUUAUAUACAGUGGACUCUCGCUCAUCCAGAUCGGCCUUGGACUCCCGAUAGUCCAGAUCGGCAAUUGUGAUUUUUUUUGCGGCACAUUACAGUAGAAGUCCGAUUAUCCGAGCUAAACAGGACCAAGACUACCUCGGAUAAUCAAAAACUCAGAUAACAUGGCGGUAAAAAUUAUUACCAGUGGAACUGCAUUUGCAUGGCUAUCAAUACUGUGGACCUGGAACAAAAUUUUUUUUAAACAGCUAUAUAUAGUAGGCCUACUGUAUUUGCUUGAAUCUCAAUAGUCCGGAUUUUUUGUAAUCCGGACCAGACGUUCGCCACAUUAGUCCGGAUGAGCGAGAGUCUACUAUAUUAGUGACAAUUCGUUUUUUAAAGUUGAUGUAUUAUUUCAGUUAUUUGUUAGUAUAGUUAAAUAAGGAAUAUAUUUUACUUAAAAUUAGGUCAUGACCACUAUUGACAGUGUUCAAAGAUAUUAGGCUAUUUCACUUGCCAAACAUGUGCUGAAAAGAGGUUGUAACCCCAUUUUAUCGUUAUUUCAAUUACUCUCUAAGAUGUAAUAGGAUAUUUGAUGCAAAAGUCAGUGCAAUUUGUCUGGUUGACUUAGAAAGUAUUCAAACAAAUUCUCUGUUCUUAACAUGUUACUGAUCAUCGUUUAUCACGUUGAGUAUUCAGACUACAUAAGGGGAUCUAACUGCGGCUUUAUUAUUUUUUUAUUAGGAUGUGUAUUUUGCAGUUACACACAUCCUCGGUCCUUGAGGGUAGUGUGGGACAUCGACUAUUCAUUCAUUCCAUCACUAGUUCCUAGUUUAAUUAAGUUAAACAUUAGUUAUUUAAAUUUAAAAACAGUCAAAAAGAAAAUAUUCAAAUGAAAUUUGGAGCCUCAAAGAACUGUUUAUUAUAUUCUAAAUUAUAUAUAUAUAAAGUAUCAAAACUAAAGGACUGAUUAGAUGUAUUGGAACACCCUAUUGCAAGCAGCCGUUGCUCUUUAUUUAACAAAGUAAUACCAAGACCAACUAACUCACUGUAAUUUUGAGACUAAAUAUAGGUUUUGACACAAAUGAGUUGCAGAUGCAACAUAGAAACUUUGAGCUUUAAAUGUAAUCGUAUGUACAAGAAAAAUGUGCCUUUUAAUCAAAAUAAGUGUUUGAGAUAUGAUUAAUACUUUUUAUCUUGAUUAAGGCUAGAUUAUGACAUUGAGGAUGAGUUUAGAGGACAUUUUCCUCCAAGUUUGGCUGUUGGCCAGAGAAAUUAUUUAACUUUUUUUUAUUAUCAUAGGACCGCUAGUUUUAGCAUUUAUUUGUUAUUUAGUUCUUAAAACAGAACUAUACUUACUGUUGUACAAUUUUUUAUUUUUAUGUUGUUAGCUAUUUUCAUUUUUUAUCUUUUUUGCAUUUACAUAUUUUAUAUUGUUGAAUAUAUUUUACCUGUGCUCGUACUAGUUACAUUUUAGGAAUCCAUGGUGACUUAGCCGUUGUGGUAGGCCUAUUGUAACAAUUAUUUGCUUUGUUAAUGUUACACCUACCACUAAAUGUUUGUAAUAAUUAGGGUUUAAGCUGUAGUUGAUUUUUCAUAUGUUUAAUAAAAGAAAUUUAACAAUCUUUUUGAAAUUUGGAACAAAGGAAAGCUAAAAUGUAGUAGAAAAUUUUAUAAAUUUAUAACUAAGUAAUACUAUUUAUACUACAGUACAGUAUAUUGUUCUUAAAGCCGUCUAGAUAUUUGUAUAUUUGGAUUUACUUAAAAGAAAUUUACCUAUCCAAAUUUUAAUUGUCUGGGUAGACGAGUGGUAAUAGCGCUCCUGCUCGGCUUAAAAUCUUAAGGUCACUGGUUCGAAUCCAUGCGAGAUCGUUUCCAGACCGAGAUGCUAUUUGUCAUCGGGCUAUGAAUUAAUGAAGAGGUUGGCGUUAGAUAGUGGCAAGACCAGGGUUUGGAUCGUUCCCUUUCAAAACGUAAAAAUGCCACUUGCGUAGAAACACACAAAUAAAUGGGCAAAUAUUCAGCUAAAUUUCAGCAAAAUUAAUUACCAUACUAGGAAGAGUUUUAUACUAGCUUAAACUCUAGUUAGAUAUUUCAGAAUAAAGUAUAAUUUUGUUGUGAUCAUAUAAGAAUUUUGGUUUUAGGAAUCAGAAAAUGUGAUGUUCAGCAAACUCAUGAAAUUUGCAACUAGAAAACAAUAUUUUUUUACUAAGUUAAAAGAUUCUACUUUAUAGUUACAAUAUAAUUAUUUUAAGGUUGAAUGUACUUAGGAAUCUGUAAUUGCUAGAGAGUCAUCACAUUCAAGUUGUAUUUGGCACAUUAGCUAAGUUGGCACAAUUGAUUUUGAAUUUUAAGAUUAAAGAAGACAGUUGUUUUUUUUUUCAAUUUUUCUCAGCAAUUAAAACAUUUUUUACAAA